Molecule: messenger RNA, 8473 nt
Organism: Oryctolagus cuniculus (rabbit)
Lineage: Eukaryota; Metazoa; Chordata; Mammalia; Lagomorpha; Leporidae
Source: RefSeq, a predicted model, not a curated record
GAAGAAGCCCUGGCGCGCCCUCCCCCCCUCCCCGGUCUGGUAGGGCGAAGGAGCGGGCGCGCGGUCGAUCGAGCGAUCGGUUGGCGGCUCUUUCUCCUGCUCUGGCAUCCAGCUCUUGGGGCGCAGGCCCGGCCGCCGCGGCGCGCGCCCGGUGGCCGUUGGCGGUCGCGCCGCGUCUUUCUUCUCGUGCGCAGAACUCGCGCGGCGGCCUAUGCGUUUGCGAUUCGACGAGGAGUCGUCCGGGUGGUCGGCGGUGGCGGGCAGCUGCUCCGCCCCGCUCCCGGGGAGGCGGCGGCGGCUGCGGCGGGAUUUGGCGCGGCCGGGGAGGCAGGGGUGGCCGGGGCGGGCCUGGACGCCUGGCGCCACCCUUCGGGGCCUGCAAGGACCCAGCUUGGGGGGCAGGAGGGGGCCGGAGGAUGGUUGGUGGUGGGCUUUCUACUCUGCCUUUUUCUCCUUAUGCCGCCUUAGUGCGGGGCGAGAGCUCUGGCGGCAGCUCCGGGGUGGGGAGUCGGGCUCCGGAGUCGGAAGAGCUGGGUUUGUUUCCGGGCCUAGCGACCAGCUGGCCGAGUGACCUUAGGCUGGGCACUCUGUGAUUUGCGCCUCAGUUUCCUCCUCUGCCCGUCGUGUGGGAUUGAAAGGCGCUUUGUAAAAAUGCAAAGCGUCGGUGUACGUAAAGGAUGAUCAUUGUGUGUAAUGUGGGUUGUUUUUUGUUUUGUUUUGUUUUGUUUUUUUGAGUUGUAAGAAAACUUAGCAGUUGGCCUAAUCCUUGGAUGUUGAACUUGGGAACCUUGGAUUGGAGCUGGAGAUUCCCCAGACUCCCUGGAAUUGUAUGCAGAAAUUUGUGGAGAUGGGCAAUUUUAUUUUAUUUUUUUAAGGGAAUGAUGAUCCACCGCUAGCAAGUUUUCAAAGGGGGUUAUGACCUAGAGGGCUGAAGAGCGACCACCACUCUUUGAUGCCAACAGGGAGGAAACUGAGGCCUAGAUGUCAUUUGGGACCCUUCACAACCGAUUUAAAGCCCCUGUUUGAGUCCCUGGGAUAUGUGAGCUGUUUCUAUGCAUAAUGGAUAUUUGGGGGUGACAGUGCUCCCCUGCUUGGCUUCUGUUCUGAAUCCUGUCCUUUCACCAUGGGGUGCCUGGAGGGUAGCUAAUGCCUAUGGUACAAUGGCACCCGACGUAAAGCAGCUACGGUUAGGAGUGGGUGCGUUCGCUAGUAUCAAGAAGCCUAUUUAAUCUUGGGCCCAGCAAUUCUUGGUGUUCUGCUGUUUAUACUGGUGCCUGAUUACCUUUCCGACUCCCUUCGUUGACCAUUUUUCAUGACUGUUGUUUGCCAUCCGUUACCUGCUCCUAUAUUGUCUCCCUGGUCUGCGUGGUCGGUAGUGAACAGGCUUAUUUUUUAAACAGUGCUGCCGAGCCCAGCGAAUAAUGGUGCACGUGGAUCUUUUGCAAGCGGGUUCCCUGGAACACACUGAACCAGGCAUGGGAGUCCUGAAGAUGUUUGGGGGAUUUUCCUUAUUUAAAGUUAACCUCUGAAAAGUUUUGUUAGAACUCCUGCUGAACUUCAAAAUCACUAGAUUUGGAAGUGAUUCAAAGUUUAACUUUUCCUUGGCCUGCCUUGUAUUCUUAUUGCUUGUGUGAUAAUAAGAUGGCAGAAAUGCCAAGUUUUGCUUCUUUGUUAAUUGUCAGCUGCUUUUUAUCAAAUUCCAGGCCAUUAUCCAGUAAACACUAAAAAAAAAAAAUGUUUGAACAGUUGCGUUUCAAACAUUUUCACUUUGUGGAGUGGUGCUUACCAAGUGGUACAGCUCUUAAGCAAGUGAACAUAUUUCAAUGUAUUUUGUCUGAUUAGAUAUUAGCCAACUCUGCUGUUCAGAUGUCUGAAAAAAAUAUCAAUUGACUGUUGCCUUUACCUAAAGGGCAGAGACAAAAUUAUGUCACUUCCAGAGAAAUGACUGUUUCGGAGGAAAAUGUGUUGGUCUUUUUGCUCUUUUGUAAUUAAAUCUGGACGUACCUCAGAAGAAUCUUGGAAGUGUGGUGAUAAGGUGCUUUCCUCAGGAGAAACGAGGGGAAAAAGCAACUGGAACUCACAAGCUUGAAAUUCUGUGACAACAUGAAAUGUCCAGGAUUGGAAUUCGGAAAGGUUUUUGCCACAGUCUGAGCAGGUAUCGCUCCGUGUAGCCGCAGCCAAGGACUCCAGAUUUGUCAAGAACUUGACCCCAAAUCCAGAAGAGCUUGUCGGGUAGUGACAGGAGCUCUGGAGGUAGUUUGUUUUGUUUUGUUUUCCUUUUUGGACUGUUGACCUUGCUGUGAGAAAAGAGACAACGACUGAGCAACACUGCCACCAGUGCUGUUACUGGGAAUUAGAAGACCUGAGUUUCUGUCCAGACUCGGUGCAAACUGAUGACACUCUAUCCAAAGUGAAUUACGUCCUGUGCCUCCUGAUUGCUGAGUGUUCACGUGGACCUUCUGAUCACCUUCCUCGUGCUGUUCCAUCGGCCCACAGAUCUGGUACCUGGAUUCUUGCCCAUAGUGAUUUCUACCACCUUACUACUGAUGAAGACACCAUUCCAGUGGACCACUGUGAUCCAGGAGGCGUGCAGCCAUCGUGAUGUGGCCUUUACCUCCACUCCUGUCCUGUUCUACCCAGAUUCAGCACAGCCUUUUAUAGUCAAGAGUCAGAGUCCUCAAGCCAAAUAGCUGAAGCUAUUUCAUCACAACAAGGGCCCAGUUUGUUCCAUGAGUAUGCAUUUCAUUUCUUCAGUGAAUGCCUUCAGAGACACAUAAGUUUGGAUCAGGGGAUUUUUUUUUUUUUUAAGUUGUCAACGCUAUCUGAAGAAAGGCAAAAUGUCUUUGAGAAUGGCAUUGGACCACAUACCACAAUCUCAAAUGACUGAAGUUCAUGAACCGUCUGGGAUCCCCAUCAAAGUCACUGGACUCUGUUCUUUUUCUACUUCAACUUUGUUGUAGCCUACUGAAUAAGAAGGCAGAUAUUCUGACCCAUUGGGAUCAAAACAGAGGCACAGUGAACUCCUCAUAGCAUCUUCUUUGGGAUUACUCAGGAACCAGAACUUUUCACACAAAUAUAAGAAAUUCUGCCAAGGAAUCCCUUUACCAAACAGCAUCUCACAAGGCUCCAAUCAGAUUCCAGAAAAGGCCUCUUGAUACAUCAAGGUAGAACAUAUAUGGUAAUCCCCUCUGUUUAUGUAUAGCACUUUACAGUUUUAAAAGCACUUUUACAUAUGCUAAUCUCACUUAUCAAAAUGACACAAUAAAUUAUAAUCCCUUUUUUAAAUGAGGGAAUAGAAUUGUAAAGGUUAAGCAGUUACCCAAGGUGGCACAGCUAUAAAGUAGUAGAGGCCAGGCCUUCUGACUCCUAGUCCAGUAUUCUCCAUAGAAUUAACUUAGCCUCACCUUUACCUGCAGUGUUAAAAUGGUUGGAGGUUAAGAUCACCUAAAGAGUUUCUAACUUUCUUUUCCAGUACCUUUAAUCAGACAAAAUUUUAUAAGUGUAAUCAUGAUAGCUGCUUCUAGACCAGAAUCUCGUUCAACUUGCCUGAGAUUUAGAAGUGACCUCUCGGUGGUAGAUUGUUCAGUCAAGAAGGCACAUACUCAUCUGAUAACAAGGAUAUAUAACAUGAAACACAAAGCUACUUUUAGAUCUAUUGCCUGUUUUCAUGGUCUCUCCAAGGAUGGCCUAAUCAAUUGGGGAUCCCUAUUCAUAUUAUAUAUGUGUAUGGGGUUUUUUGUUGUUUGAUUUUUUUAUUUUUUAAAGAGUCAGUAUUCCAAUCACCAUGAACCUAUCUGUGGUCCUAUAUCCCCAAACUAGUAUUUACACAAAAAUGAGCCAUCUUUUUUUCUUUUUCUUUUUUUAGAGCAGUGGUAUGUGUGUGUGUGCAUGUAUGUAUGUGUGUGCGCGCGCAUGCGCAAGUUUUGUAUAUAUCAUAUAGAGAGCUUUCUGUUGUCCGUUGUCCAAUAAGGUGGUAAAAUGUGUCCCUUUUCCCAGUCAACAACGUAGCAAAGUGAAUCAAAUAUCUCAAAACUUACAGCAAAGAGUCCCAUUUUGCUAUUUAACCCAGUAAGUCAUAAGUUUAAUCAUGCACAGAAUAGUGUUUUUUUAGCAUUCCUUUUAACAGAAUAGGAAAACUGCUUUAAAGCAGUGUAGCCAGUGUGAUUAUCAGCAGAUUGCCCUGGAGAUUCUGUAAUAUACAGAGUAUCAUUGAACAUAAACACACACACCCACUGUAUCAUGAACUGCUUGAAUUGGUAUGUUCUCAGAGCCCUACAUCUUGGCUAUUACCUUAUUUUCUGUGAGGAGAACCUUUAGAACAUUUCUGGGGCUGCCUAGGAGGGAAAUGGGACAAAGUUAACCUGCCCCAAAACUGAGCAAAUUCCAUGAUAUUUAACAGUAUAUUUCUCUGCCCUUAGAUUUGUGCCAUAAAGUGUGUUCAUGAGGGGUGGAUAAGGAGAUUCAGAAAGGGAAGGGAGAAGCUAGAGAAAAGGAUAAGAAUGCAGUACUAGAAUUGAGUUGUGGCCCACUGAGGUCUUAGCAUUGCUUGAAGAGAAGUCAUCCAUCCAUGGACUUCUUGAAGUAGUGUUUGCAAAGAAAUGGAUCGAUUUUAUAACUUUAAAAAAAAAAAGUGCUGUAACAAAAUUAAGCCAAUAGUCUUGUUUUCUGAUAGUCAUUUAAAAGCCAACUUCAAGCAAUUAGAAUUUAUAGCAGACUUAAGUUUUGAUUCCAUCAACAUGUAAUGUGGUCCACAUCAGGGAGAGAAUGACUAGGAAGAGUCCUUGGCUUACCACAGGCUUUGCUCACACAGUUUCUGGUUUCUGUGACCUAUUUUUUGUAUUUCAGCAUUUUGUGAACAACUUAUUCUUAGAUCAUUGGUUUUCCAAAGGCUUUGUAGCCAUGAAGCCCUUUGAAUGAAAAAUGUGCAGAAGCCCAGAGUAAAAGUGAAGCUGUUCUGGGUGAAGCAGUGAAGCAGUGAAGCAGGAAUGGGGGCCUGAAACCUGCCAAAAGCAUCUUUACCAUCAUGGUGACACCCAAGGGGACUUCCUUGGGUACUCUUCAGAACACAGUUUGAAAACCACUGCCCUAGAUAACUUGUUGACCUGAAAGACAUUGUGAUGUUUUCUGUACCUCUACUCAACUUCUUGUCCACUUGAUGCUGGACUUUCUUAGGAAUACUUACUGUGUGCAAUCUUGGAAAAACUGCAAGAAGAUGGGCAUGUCCUUGCCCCCCCCAACCCAGAAGUCAAAUGACCUACAAGUGGUGUGAAGUCAACCUAGAUUUAACAGCCCAGACGGAUUUCCAGUGAUUCCUGGAAUUGGAUAUAGCCAGAUAGUGUCUUGUGUGUUCCUUACACUGAAAAACUCACCUUAUUGAACUUUACUCACAGACACCGGAUGUUCUAGUGGUACUUGCAGUACAUGAUUGAAGUCUUGAUCCUCCAGGAAACUGCAUUGAAUCUGAUGCCUCGUCGAGGCCGUCUUAAACCAGUUUAUACAUUUGACCUCUCGUCGUCAGCCAUAGUACUCUACUUUAUGUGCAAGAGAGAACCAUGACCGAUGAAAGCAGAAUUGCAAUAUUAGCAACAUUUCCUAAAGGGACUUCGUACCUGAUUAUCAUCCAUCAUUUUACCAAUCUACAAAUUGCUAUGAUUCAACCAGUGGCAGUUACACUGCUACUUAUUUUUUAUUCCGUUUAACUGCUGUUUCCAAGAUAAAUGAGCUAAUUACCUUUUAAAAACAAAGGCCAAAAACAAUUCCUCCAUCACUGGUGUAUCUGCAUAUUCUACAAAAUUGUGACUACUCGAAACUGCUGGUCCUCAAGAGACAAUCUUUGAAUAUCCCUUCUUGUAUGUGUGAUUUAAAAUGUACAUUUGGACUUCCAAGAUGAAUCUUAAUGUCUGGUAACAUCAACUAUACAUGGGUAGGAAUCAGUGGAGGAAGGCCCUUUGACCAAGCCAUGAUACUUAAUUACUGGUCGUUUCUAAAUAGUGUAUUGUCCACCUUCUUGCUGGAAACAUAGACUGACUUGAAAAAGAAAUCUGCAAAGACUGCAGCUAAGGAUUUUAUCAGUAGACACAUCCUUGUGGAUGUUUUAAUGGAAUCACAUCUGUCUCAGUAUUGUCAUUUUAUGCUGAUUCAGAGUGACUGCAUUCCUUGCCAUGGAAUACUCAGGCAUUAAGUCAGCUUAUCUGUUUCUGCAGGAAGGAUUCAAUUAAUGAACUCCCAGACCAAAUCAUGUUGAACAAAGACUGAUCUGUGUCAUGAGAAAAAUUACAUUCCUUUACUCACAGUCAACCUAAGGGCCAGCUAUCCUCAGCUACUAUAUUGAAUGCACUGGUUAAAUGUUGGGAAUGGUUUCUUUAUAUCCUUUCUCCUAAUCCUCUAGACUAAUUGUUGAUUAUGUGACUCCAUGAAUCAUCAAGCAAGGCCUAGGUCUGGUUGCUGUAGACUGCUCAACCUCAACAAAUGAAAAUAAAAUUUGGAUGACUAGCCUGCUUGUAUAUACAACUCUUAUUUGUAAAGAAGUUCUCUAUAGACUCAAUUUUCUACUACCUUCAGAUUAUCAGCUGUUUUUCUUCUCUGCUUAUUCCUGUACUUUACAAAAAAGUGAUCUUGAUCUCUACCAGUCAUUCCCUCUAAUCCUGUCAUACUCAGUCAAAAUCAGAAUUUAAGAUAGGGAUGAUCAUCUACUCAAGGGUCUAAUGUACUAAUGUAUACUGUGCAUAAGAAUUGGUGAUUGGAAAAGCAGAAUACCUAAAACUUAAACCAGUGGAGCUUGCCUAGUAUCCUCAUGCCUCAGAGAUCAGCUAACCUUUUAAUAGCACCAUUCAACCAAUCUGAGGCCUUGAUUUGCUUGUAAUAUUCUCAGAGAUGGGCUUACUUAAAGAAAAUGAAGACUUGAUUACCAAAGAAAGUAGGGCCAACUUUGACAGAUCUGGCUCUGCCAACCCUAUUGCUCCCAGAUGUAGCAUAGAUUACUAAACAGAACCUCAAGUCUGGAUUGGAAAUACAGCCUUCUCCUAAGCUGAAAGUUCCUGGGCAGAUGAGCAGGAAAAUUAAAGCUGCUGUACCUGACUGGCCCAUUAAGAUCAGAAAAAUGUAUCCAGAGUAAGCCCUAUGAAUUAACCCUGGAGUGCUCGGGGUAAAGACUGAUUUACAGAGCUUCAUUAUUUGCCUGUUCUUCCAGAUAGUCUCCUGGCUGUUGGUAUGGCUGGCCCUACUGAAGUUAAACUGCUUGUCUAUUUACCCGACUCAGCUCUUACCUGCCAUUUUUGACAUGUUGCUGCCAUCAGACUGACAAUGAGAAGACAACAGCCUGUUUCAGCCUAUCUUGUGCCCAGUUCCACCAAGAAUUUUUGAGUACAAACAACCCACUCUUCACCCCACGAAGACAUAAUGUUCACAACAGGAAAGACUAUGUUAUACAUUCCUUGACUUUUUUUUUUAAGUGCAAAGUAAACCUCUAUACCUGUGUGUGAUUGCUUUCAGCACUUGGACUCUCUUACACCAGAUCAAAACCAGUGUCUGUGUCUCUGCUGCAGUGGCACAGAGAUGAGUCUGAAUCACCAGUCCUUUUAGAGCUGCAAGUUUAACUUGGCAAAAGACUUAAAAGAGCACAAGAAAAGUUUUUCCAGUUUAUCGUUGACUCAGAUAACCUCCCAAAACUGUUUGCCAGUUGGAGGUUAGUUGUCCUCAUCAGCAAGACAGUUGGGUUCUCAGACUCAUGAACAGUUUGCUUGUGUUGGAACUCAGUGCAUCUACAGUAUGUUACUGAAGAUGAUUCUUCCCUUCAGAUGGACUACAGGCAUCCUGAAGAGGGACACAUUUGUCCUUCAUGGGUUUGGAUUUUUUUGCUUCUUUUUUUUUUUUUUUUUUUUUUUCCAGAAUUUUAUUACAAAGGAAGAAACAGUGCCAGUGUUAACCAUUCACCUUCAUGAGCAGAGUUUAAACCUUUUCAGUACCUGGUCUUAUCCUGGACAUCAAGUUGUUUUUAACUGCCCAGCAUCCAUUCCAUCCUACUAUAACAACUCCUUGGUGUUUCUUGGAACCACCUCUUCAAUUUGCAUCCAUGUGGUUUAGACAGUCUGACCCAGUCUUGAGCUUUAUAGGUGGAUGUCUGAUUAAAUCAUCAAAGUUCAUCUCCUUGACCAUAGUCAUUGGUUGAGGAAUGUUCAUGUGACUCAAGUUGGUCCAGUGAUACUCAACUCUGGGAAUUUUAUUGAAUUGUGGAGGAGAAACUCUCCAUUGAGGUGCUUUAGUUUGGGAGGAUGAAAACAAAUUGAACAGGGCUUACCAUGUUGAAUGAGCCAGUCAGAGAAUGAAACCAGUGCAGAGGAAGCAGAGCCAAAAGUUGGAGAGACUUGAGUCCUGAUGACAACAUUAGUGCCCCCUGGAUCCAACUGUGCCUGAAGCUAGUAUAUCCCCUGGACUUUCCAGUUAUGUGAACCAAUAAAUAUCCUUUUUUGCUUAA